This is a messenger RNA of Pangasianodon hypophthalmus (striped catfish), 2036 nucleotides long. Its product is annotated as fibulin-7-like. The record is from RefSeq and is a predicted model, not a curated record. NCBI's taxonomy places the organism in Eukaryota, Metazoa, Chordata, Actinopteri, Siluriformes, Pangasiidae. Gene Ontology annotation, molecular function: calcium ion binding. Bases 122 to 1345 code for a protein of 407 amino acids. The transcript is spliced from 7 exons.
CACACACACACACACACACAGAGAGAGAGAGAGAGAGAGAGAGAGAGAGAGAUAGGAGAAGGAGAGGUGCUUCAGCUGACAUAUAGACACACACUGUCCUGGGAACAGUUUUUCUGCUAGGAUGUAUAACGGUGGAAUAUUUGUGAUCAUUUUUAUCACAUGCCAGAUGCUCGGAUCUCAGAGCCAGGAGUGUGUGAGCAGGCAGGAGGUCCAGAGCACUCUACGACAUGUCCAUAAGCUGCUCUCAGCGCACGAGACCUCCUUCUUACAGAGUGUACGCAGCCUGCGCAAGAAACUCAACCUGCUACACAACAACACAAUCAAACACAGCGGAAACACAGGCAAGCACAGCACUCCAAUAUGCCUGGCUCCAAACCCACCAGCCAAUGGCAGGAUGCUGGGCCAAGUGUUCAGAGUGGGCCAUGAGGUUCACUUCCUCUGCAACCCUGGUUUCCAGCUGUCAGGGCCAGAGACUAGGGAGUGUCUGGAUUCCCUCAGCUGGAGUGGAGAAGAGCCAACCUGCAAGAUGGUAGAUGCUGGAACAGACAAUAACCCUACUUCCUCCAUGCCCACAUCUACCUCAUCACCUUCUCCACCUUCAGUCUCAGCUUACGUGCGUCCCGCCCGCUGUAUCGAGUUGCAAGGCGCCGUGCACUGCACAUGUGAGCAAGGCUAUAGCAUCUCCAGCCAGGACAGAAGCUUGUGCACAGACAUUGAUGAAUGCGAGCUCUUCCGUAUGACCCAACCGGGCCGUCUAUGUUUGCACGCGUGUGUGAACACAGCUGGGAGCUACUACUGCCAAUGUCCCACCGGCUACAGCGUCAGCAAAGACAACAGGAGCUGCCAAGACAUUGAUGAGUGUGAGAGAGGAGCUCACAACUGUACCAAAGAGCAGGUGUGUGUGAACACUUUCGGAGGUCACAGAUGCAUGGUAGUGGAAUGCCCUCGCUUCCGCAAUGCUUCCUACAUCAAGACCUCACCUCUGCAAUGUGAGCGUAAUCCCUGUGUCCAGGGCAACAAAGCUUGUCUCCAGGCUCCCGUCUCCAUCAACUUUCACUUCAUGUCAUUGGUGUCGAACAUGAGCACUCCCCGUGUUCUGUUCCGGGUUUCAGCAGCCCGUAUUCUGGGAGACGCCCUGCGCUUUGGACUGCUGGGAAAUCGGGGGGCAGGGCAUUUUACCCUUCAGCGCUCGAGCAGACAGAGUGGGGAGCUGCUGCUGGUGGAGCCAGUGCAAGGCCCUGCCACGUUGGAGGCUGAGGUGGAGAUGAGCGAGCUAGAGAGGAGAACACUGCUGGGACGAUAUGUUACAAAGGUUACACUCUUCGUAUCCCCAUACAGCUUCUAAAACAAAGAGUGUGGAGGAGAAAGACUGGAGAAUAAAGUGAUCUUGCUACCCGAGACAACUGUUACAGUUGCCUUACAAACAACACAUGAACUAAAAUGAAGUAUGACAGAUUUCCAGCUAGGCAAAUCAAACAUCUUUAUUACAAAGCUAUUAAGCAUCACUCUUAAUUUUGUUUUUACAGCCUUUUAUGUCUUUAAUUUGACAAGCUAGUUUUAUUUCAUAAUCUAGUGUGUAUUUCAUCUAAUGUAAACUUAUUAUUAUAUCUUAUUUUAAAGUUUUUUAAAACAGUUUCAACAAUGACUGAUAUUUCUGUUUAAACAUUCACACUGAAGCACAAUGGCAUCUUUCAAGAUUUUAAUGUCUUUACCAACAUGACUGAAAUAAUAUCUGGUACCAAAACAAAAAUCCUUCUCAUGAUUCUACCAUAAAUCGUAAUCAUAGGCACACUCCAGAAGGAGAAGGACUGUCUGCAACGACUGAAAAGCAUUCCUACAAAGAAUUCUUCACCCUACUGACAGAAUGCCAAGUCAGGACCUCACAGACCUCUCCUCAAUGCACAUCAUUUAACUGUGUGGAGCUAUAAAAAGUACUCAAACAGAGAAGCUGCCUUUCACACACUCACUCUGUCUCACACGCUGUAUCUACAAAAAGGCAACAAGAUAACUCUACUGUUAUAUGUCCGGGAAAAAUA